CACUGAUCAAUGUGGCAGUAGAACGACUGACAAAAGCAGACUGGAAUUUAUGAAGUGCUGAUAAACGCCAUUAGUUAACACACCACAUACCGUUAAUUUUGCAACCUUAACACUUUCUUCAUGUUAAUAUUAUGUUUAUUCACAAAUAAUUUAUGCUUACAUGAGAGUUUUGAUUAAACCAUUCCGAGUUUCAUCACAAAUGCAAAUAAUCACAAUGUUCAACAACGUUUAGAUAAUAUUCACUAUAUUUAAACACGUUCUGUCGUGUUUAAAAAUAUACUACGAUGACAUUGAAAGAAGAUAAAAACAGAAACAGCGAAGGGUGUAUAUAUAAUUUGAUUAAGUGUUUGUGAUGAAGGAUAAUAUUAAACGGUGUUAUGUAUAUUACAUAUAUUGGAUUUAAAAUGUUAUUGUUGUGGUAAGAUUUAUUGGUAGAAUAAGAAAUUAGGCAGUAGGGAUUCAGGAAUGUGCGAUGAGAGUUUAAAUCAAGAGCUAAGAAAGAUCGUCAAAUAUCAGUUUGUGUGCGUUUCAUAUAAGUGCUGGGAAUAAAGUUAUAAACAAACCGGCUUACUUUGUGGUUUCAUUUCAGAAUGCACCGGAUCUGGCACGGAAAUUUCGGAUCUGCGACUCUUUGAUUCAGUGACAUUUGUAUCAUGUCGUUCAGGAAAAUCAAUUGUAUUUCGCAAGAAGUGUUGUCACACAACGAGCUUUGUUUUUUCCUGUGCUGUUAAUUGGAUUUGUUUGGCUCUCAACCAAUUAGAAGUCAUCUGUGUAGGGUUUCUAUGACCUUGUUAAAGCAACACUGCCUACAGGAUUGAAAAUAUAUCAAGCUAUCAGCUAUCUUGAUACAUUUAAUGCCAUAUGUAUUAUUAAAAUUGUUUAAAAACCAGCGUUUUCUGCCAUUUUUGUUUUGUUUUCGCUUUCUUAAUUAUUCAAUUUACAUAAGCUAUUAGCUUAUCAGCAUGCAAUAAGCGACCUACACUUGGCCAUAUCUUUAGGGUCAAAUACACUAGACACUAUGUCAGUCAAUCGAGAUUUAACAAACGCUGCUUUGGAGUCACCAUCCAUCAUGUCUGUAAGUUUGGAUCGUAUAGAAUAUGAAAAUGCUUUAUUGAUGACUGGUCAGCUUCACAUAGUUCAUGGAAAGGAUUUAAAAGAUGAAGGAAAAUUGGAAGAAGCCCUGAAACAAUAUGAGUUAGGCAGAAGCUUCAUUGAUCAAUAUGCUCAGAUGAAAGAUUUAAUUACUAACUCAUCUAUCACACCAGGAACAUUGGUAACAUUGAUGGGUGCUUUACAAGUUUAUGAAUCAAUGAAACGUAAUGAUGACUAUGUGGAUUUGAUAACAAGAUGUAUAAAUAAUUUGGAAAGUGAAAAUAUGGAAAUUCCAGAGGAAAUACUAAUGGGAGAUCCUAUCUUGACCUCGAAAUUAUAUUUACCUCGUAGUGACUGGGCAUUGUGUCAAAGAACAAACGGUAAAUGGUCUAUAUAUCCAAUGUGGUAUCAAACUAUUGUACAUAAUCGAUUCCUCAGUCAAGUUAAUGAACAAAUCGGUCCAUUAAUUCAUCGUCUCACACCAAAAUAUAUUGAUUUGGUAAAAGUUGCGAAUUCUAAAGAAUGUGAACUGUCUUUACUAAAGAACUUACGAAGAAUAAUUAAUGAAAACAAAUGUGCUGCAUGUCAGAGAGCCCGUAAUGCUUCAACUACUAAAAUUACCUUUCCUACUAAUGGUAAUCAACAGACGUUAGAAAAUCCGAUUGAUUGGUUAAAUAAUCAUGUGUGGUUUAAUUUAUUUUCAGAGCCUAGGGAUAACAAUGUUAUUAAAAUGCAUUUCGUAAAUUCAGAUGAUAUUACUCAGAAAACAUUCACUGAUGUACGUGAAGAUGACUACAAACAAAUCAAUGCCAAAAUUAAGGAAAUUCGUCAAAAGAAUUUCGCCAGACAAUACAUGUACACAAAAUGAACUCCAUUAUUUUAAAUGUAACAGAAUACUGUAAUGACCAACUUGGUUGUCAUUAAUUUAUUAUUCUUUUUGUAAGACUAUCACUUUGAUGUUUCUAGAUUUUUGUUUAUUUGUAUGUCCCUUUUUAGUCUUCGUCUUAUUCACAGCAAAACUAGUGGUUUAUUUCUCAAUUUUUAACAGUAAACUUAUUUCUUAAACAAUCAAACGACAUCGAAGUUUUUUUGAUGAGAUAACUGUUGCUAAAUUACAAGGUUUUACGAAUUAUCAAUAGUGAAAAAUUAUUAAAUACUUUAAAUCCUGGUUUAAAUAGCUGAUAUUUGUAUGCGAGAUGUACUCACAAUUAACGCGCAGCCUGGGUUCCCUUCCCAUGCCUUCAACCACCUAGCAUCAAAUAAAAAAUACUCCAACGUGGUGUAAUUUGGAUUAAUUCAAAUACAAUUUGAUCGAUUGGAUUUCAACAUCGGAUACAUUGCUUGGCUGUACUUGAACAUGUUAUUUAAGUUUAAUUGGUUUCGAUUAGAAUAAUAAAUAGACAAAUAUUUUGAAUGAUACGUAAUGAUAUUGAACUCCUUCCUGGACGUCACGUUUAACAAAUCGUUCAUUAAGUGAACCCUUUAAACUGAAUAAAUGGAGUGUUCUGGCCGUCUGAAAGUGAACAGUACUUCAACAGUUAUAAAAAUGUCUAACUCGACAUUUUUACAGCAUGCCGCUGUUCGAGUGAACACUACAAACUUGAAAAAGGUCAUUUUUAAAAUCCACCUAUUGUAUUAAUGUGAUUUUUGUUUGUUGAUUUUCAGUAUUGAGUUUUUUUACAUUUUAUACUUACUAAUUCACUCAGUUUAUUUGAUCUUCAGUGUAACUAUCGUCUUUUGAAGUAGUCGGGUUUAACAGAGUAAAAAGC
Molecule: messenger RNA, 2861 nt
Organism: Schistosoma haematobium
Lineage: Eukaryota; Metazoa; Platyhelminthes; Trematoda; Strigeidida; Schistosomatidae
Exons: 3
Coding region: 1019-1960 (313 amino acids)
Source: RefSeq, a predicted model, not a curated record